Moneuplotes crassus is the source of this 586-nucleotide messenger RNA. The record is from the annotation of a GenBank genome assembly. Lineage: Eukaryota; Ciliophora; Spirotrichea; Euplotida; Euplotidae.
GUCUAAUAAUAUUUUAUUUAGAAUGAAGAGUUUAAGGUAUGAUCCAGCCAUCAUUAUAAACUUUGAAAGUGCAAUAAAUUUUGUUGUAUACAAAUAAGAUGGCUCUACUAAACACAAUGUUAGCAAUGGAGGAGAAUAAUAGGGGCACAAAAAGUGGAUGCAAAAUUUUGUAUAACAAGAUGAUAUAUAAUAAAAUCUAUUUUCUUUAAUUUUUUUACCUUUCAUACAAAACAGCUAACCUCGGAAUCAAACCCGCGAAAAUGUAUUACUUGUCGAUUUUAGUUUUUCAUAAAUAUAUAAUAUGAGCUAGGUCAAGUCAUUAUAGUAAAUGGAAUAUUAUAGCUGUGCGUGGUUACUAUUUUCUAAGGCUACAUUAUAAAAGCAAGCAAUAUUUAUAUAAAUCUGAUCAGAAUAAGAAGUUUAACUCUCCCAUAGAUUCUCCUCACUAUAUUAAUCUCAGAAUAAAUAUAUCGAAUAGCAACGUCUUUAUCGUCUUCAAUGAGAAGCUUUAAAAAUAACUCUCUUUGAGCAUUCGCAAUCUCCAAAAAUAUCGAUUUCGUUUGUUCUGCAUUUUUCAUAAUAUUUU